Messenger RNA from Erpetoichthys calabaricus (reedfish), 968 nucleotides. RefSeq names its product dolichyl-phosphate mannosyltransferase subunit 3, regulatory (gene dpm3). The coding region runs from base 86 to 364 and encodes 92 amino acids. Gene Ontology annotation, cellular component: endoplasmic reticulum membrane; dolichol-phosphate-mannose synthase complex. NCBI's taxonomy places the organism in Eukaryota, Metazoa, Chordata, Cladistia, Polypteriformes, Polypteridae. The record is from RefSeq and is a predicted model, not a curated record. Gene Ontology annotation, biological process: GPI anchor biosynthetic process. The transcript is spliced from 2 exons.
GCACUGUGGCAGGAUAUUGUGAUGCUAUAACUUUCCCGGAAGUUGGGAUUUAAACCUGAGGAUCGUUGUUGGGAGCACUUUUACCAUGACGAAGCUGAUGGAGUGGUUGCUUGGGCUAAGCCUGAUUGGAAUCCUUUGGAGUAUUGUCACUUUUGACCUUUUGGAUCUACGCAUUUCAGAUCAGUAUUUGCAAGUCGCAUGGCCACUUCCCAUUUAUUUACUAGUUACUUUUGGUUGUUACUCUUUGGCUGUGGUGGGCUACAGGGUGGCCACAUUCAAUGACUGUGAAGCAGCCGCAAAAGAAUUACAAGAGCAGAUUCAAGAUGCAAAAAGAGAUUUGCAGAAAAAAGGACUGCACUUUUGAUGUAGGACCUUUUUUUAAUCAGUGAUUUUUUUUUUGCUUCUUGCAAGGAACAUCUUGAACUAUAAGGUUGUCAGUUUCUUUGUGUUUCAACUUUCAGAAAACCUUUAUUUUAAAGAAAAGAUCUUCUACUUGUGUCUUACAAAUAUAUACAAUCAUGGAAAUUCCUGUCAUAUUUUCGUAUACUGUUUAUGACUUCUGGCAUAUUCUAAUCAUAAUAAAACUGUCAUAAUGUUGUUCCAGUUUAUAUUUAUAAUAUAUCAUGUAAAAGCACUGACAUGUUUGAUUUAAUUGCACUGGUCUUACAGACAAAUUAAUUUUUGACUUUGUUGUGCCCUGCACAACAUUUAAGCUACUUUCAAUUUUAAUAUGAAUUGUUGGAAGCAGAAUUGCCAAGUUCAUUCACGUUUUUACCUGUACUUCUCACUUAUUAAUAUGUUCUCUUACAGGAUGAGACACUUAAUUUGCAAAAUUUUAAAUGGCUUUUAGAGUUUGUUUUGCAAGGAGUAUAAAAGCAUGAAUUGUGUUUAUUGUGCCAGUUACUGACAGUGUGGUCUUUUGACUGGUCCAUAUCUUUAGCGUUGAUAAAUUGGUUACUGGAAUACUU